UGAAUUGCAUAAAGAAAGUUCAGGGUUCACCAAUAAAAAAAAUAUCAUUAAAAACACUUUUUUACGUUAUUGUUUUUGUUGUUCCGAGUUCAGCAGCUGUACCUGAACGCAGCACACGGAUGUGCGUGACUUACGUCCUGCGGAAGUAAACAAUCCUCAGCUGACGUGGAGCAGACGGACCUCAGCAGCAGUCAGACUGGAUCAACCGGAGCUGAGUCCGCAGCUUUAAGGAAUAUUUGACGCUUCUGUCGCUGCGUUGUGGUGAAAUACAGUAAACAGGUCGUGUUCGUGUUAGUUAAACUCCCGGAACAACUAACGGCUCGUUAAAACUUGUUUUUCCAGAGCACGAUGGCGGCAGCGGAGGAGGCCAGCAGGCCGUUCGCCGGGCUGUCGGACGUCUCCAUCUCGGAGGACAUCCCGGUGGAGGGGGACAUCGCCGUGCCCAUUGGCUCAUCUCGGCGGGACGAUGAGUUCUCCACGCUGGACGAGCCGGUGAAGGAGACCAUCCUGCGGGACCUGCGGGCGGUGGGGAACAAGUUCGUCCACGUACUGUACCCGCAGCGCAGCUCGGCGCUGCUGCGGGACUGGGACCUGUGGGGCCCGCUGCUGCUGUGCGUGACGCUGGCGCUGCUGCUGCAGGGCGGCGCGGCAGACAGCGACGAGCAGGGUGGCCCGCAGUUCGCCGAGGUCUUCGUCAUCGUCUGGUUUGGCUCCAUCAUCAUCACCCUCAACUCCAAACUGCUGGGCGGCACCAUCUCGUUCUUCCAGAGCCUGUGCGUGUUGGGAUACUGCAUCAUGCCUCUGACGGUGGCCAUGGCCGUGUGCCGGAUCGUCCUGAUCGGCGGCUCGGGCACGGUCAGCUUCGCCGUGCGGCUGGCGGUGGUCAUCGCGUCCUUCAGCUGGUCCACCUUCGCCUCCACGGCCUUCCUCGCCGACAGCCAGCCGCCCAACCGCAAGGCGCUGGUGGUGUACCCGGUGUUCCUCUUCUACUUUGUGAUCGGCUGGAUGGUCCUGACGUUCUCGCCGUCGCAGUAGAAGGAAAAAAAACAGAAAUACUGGAUUUGAGUUUGAACUGACAGAAAAGAGUGACAGAACUCAAACCGACACCAGAAUCUGCCUUUUGAACGAAGACGAAUGACUACUGAACUGACUGUGAGUGUUUGUGGGCCUCUGAUAAAGCAUUUAGACUCAUGGGACUCUUUCAGGGGGGGGGAGCGGCGACCGCUUGUACAUGGACUCAAAGAAGUCCAGCUGACGCCGCGCCGCAGACGGGGAGUGAAAAAUCUGAUGAAUAUGUUCAUAUUUUUCCAGUUUGUCUCCUAAAUAUGUUUACGAGUUGUGCAAAAUAAAAGUCUAAAGGCUUGUAAAUAGAAAAAAAACGCUCAAUGAAUGUUUGAGGAGCAAAUA
Thunnus maccoyii (southern bluefin tuna) is the source of this 1407-nucleotide messenger RNA. It is a transcript of the gene yipf6, whose product is annotated as Yip1 domain family, member 6. NCBI's taxonomy places the organism in Eukaryota, Metazoa, Chordata, Actinopteri, Scombriformes, Scombridae. Bases 349 to 1035 code for a protein of 228 amino acids. The transcript has 2 exons. Gene Ontology annotation, cellular component: trans-Golgi network; membrane. The record is from RefSeq and is a predicted model, not a curated record. Gene Ontology annotation, biological process: endoplasmic reticulum to Golgi vesicle-mediated transport.